Molecule: messenger RNA, 951 nt
Organism: Clonostachys byssicola
Lineage: Eukaryota; Fungi; Ascomycota; Sordariomycetes; Hypocreales; Bionectriaceae
Source: the annotation of a GenBank genome assembly
AUGGACUUUCGCCGUCUAUACGGCGAGGCAAGCAAAGCAUUCAACUGGGUCAAGACCCAACCACAACCGUUUACAAAAGGAGGCAAUCUGGUAGUAGCUGCCUUUUAUGACCACAAAAGCCAUAAGAUAUUCAUAUCCACCAUUCUCAGAGGGGCAUACUUGGAUCAUAUUAAUAAAGAAGGAGGUGAUGCUUUAGCUCCACUUUGGGCAAAAUGGCGACAGAAGAAAGAGGAAGGCGAUGCAGAGGAUGGUGCAUUCUACUACAGAGAGGCAUCAUUUCUCCCUAACAUCCGUACGGGAUUCAACUACGGGGAUCCUGUAACAGGUAAACCAGCGGGCAGCAUGAUUGUGGCUUGGGGCCAGGAUGGUCUGAAUCCCACUAAUGUGCGUAAGGCCGAGGGGAAACCAUGGACACUUUGCGGGUCUUGUGAGAAACUCUCAUACGCGUUGGGUGUUGACUUCGAUGGGGCCAAUCCAGCCAACUUUGGCAAGAAUCCUCCCCGGCGUGAUCCCGACGCACGUCGUCCCAAGAGCGCCCCUCCAUCUGUGGGACGUCCUGCAAGCCCGCCCAAUCGACCAAAUAGUCCUCCGCCCAAUCGACCAGGUAGUGCUCCGCCCACGGCCCCGCCCAGUCGUAUCCCUAAGCCCGUGAAAACACCACCUGGCAGCUCCUAUGGCGGUUCUUUCAUAGACAAUGCGAGCCCAGGCCAGCAAGCCAAGAUCAACGACGCCUUUGGAGCCAAGAGACCUGCCACGUCGCCUUCGGGCUCCGAACAGCGCAAACCGAAGGGACCUAGUACUCCACCUUCCAGGAUUCCCCUUCCGAUCAGACCAUCGCCAGGAGGCACCAGCAGCGGAUCGCCUUCGAAGAAAAACAAGCGUGCUCUAAGUCGAUCUCAUGGUCGACGAAGACGCAUGCGAGAGUAUAAGCGGAGAUCACUCUGGGACUAA